AUUUUAGAUAAAGAAUCAAGUAUUUUUAAUUCAGCAAAUGAAGUUCGAGUUUUAUUACGUAGCUGGCAGUUUUGGAUUGAUAUUGAACAAUUGCGUGAUAUAUUAAGCCCAGCAAAAUGUUCUGUAAAAAAUGUUGAAUUUACAUCUACUUCAAUAGCGGAUGUUUUUGUGAAGCUAAUUAAGCUUGCUGCUGCAAUUAAAGAAAUUCCAUGA
This is a messenger RNA of Racocetra persica, 213 nucleotides long. Lineage: Eukaryota; Fungi; Glomeromycota; Glomeromycetes; Diversisporales; Gigasporaceae. The record is from the annotation of a GenBank genome assembly.